Sebastes umbrosus (honeycomb rockfish) is the source of this 2103-nucleotide messenger RNA. It is a transcript of the gene eed, whose product is annotated as embryonic ectoderm development. Gene Ontology annotation, biological process: negative regulation of transcription by RNA polymerase II. Gene Ontology annotation, cellular component: ESC/E(Z) complex. Gene Ontology annotation, molecular function: nucleosome binding; protein binding. Bases 62 to 1393 code for a protein of 443 amino acids. The transcript is spliced from 12 exons. Lineage: Eukaryota; Metazoa; Chordata; Actinopteri; Perciformes; Sebastidae. The record is from RefSeq and is a predicted model, not a curated record.
CUACGAUACCCAGCAGCCCUUGCGGCUGGCGGAACCGGAAGAGGAGGAGUUUUGAGCCAAAAUGAGGGAAAAUAAAAGCAUGUCCGAGUCUCCCUCUCAAGCGGGAAAAGAAAUACCGGCGAAAAAACAGAAACUAAGCAGCGACGAGAACAGUAACCCGGAUCUAUCAGGAGACGAGAACGAUGAUGCUGCCAGUGUUGAGAGUGGGACCAACGCAGAGCGCCCAGACACGCCCACCAACACCGCCAACGCCCCGAGCAGGAAGAACUGGGGCAAGGGCAAGUGGAAGUCCAAGAAGUGCAAAUAUUCCUUUAAAUGUGUCAACAGCCUGAGGGAGGACCACGGCCAGCCGCUGUUUGGCGUCCAGUUUAACUGGCACAGCAAGGAGGGAGACCCGCUGGUGUUCGCCACAGUCGGGAGUAACAGGGUAACUCUGUAUGAAUGUCACUCUCAGGGAGAAAUAAGACUCUUGCAGUCUUACGUCGAUGCAGACGCAGAUGAGAACUUCUACACAUGUGCCUGGACCUACGACACCAACACAAGCCAUCCUCUGCUGGCUGUUGCCGGCUCUCGCGGCAUCAUCCGGGUGAUCAAUCACAUCACAAUGCAGUGUAUCAAGCAUUACGUAGGUCAUGGAAAUGCCAUCAAUGAGCUCAAGUUUCAUCCGAGGGAUCCAAAUCUCCUCCUGUCUGUCAGCAAAGAUCACGCCCUUCGUCUAUGGAACAUCCAGACGGACACAUUAGUGGCGAUAUUCGGCGGUGUGGAAGGUCAUCGUGAUGAAGUCCUGAGUGCUGAUUUUGAUCUUCUGGGUGAAAAGAUUAUGUCAUGUGGGAUGGACCACUCCUUAAAACUUUGGCGAAUCAAUUCAGAGAGGAUGCAGAAAGCCAUCCGCGGGUCUUAUGAGUACAACCCCUCCAAGACCAACAGGCCUUUCGUCUCACAGAAAAUUCACUUCCCCGACUUCUCAACACGAGACAUCCAUAGAAACUAUGUGGACUGUGUGCGGUGGCUCGGGGAUCUUAUUCUCUCCAAGUCCUGUGAAAACGCCAUCGUCUGCUGGAAACCAGGAAAGAUGGAGGAGGACGUCGAUCACAUUAAACCGAACGAGUCAAACGUGACGGUUCUGGGACGCUUCGAUUACAGCCAGUGUGACAUCUGGUACAUGCGCUUCUCCAUGGACUUCUGGCAGAAGAUGCUGGCUCUGGGAAACCAGGUGGGGAAGCUUUAUGUGUGGGACCUUGAAGCGGAAGACCCUCACAAAGCAAAGUGCACCACGCUGACCCUCCCCAAAUGCACGUCGGCAAUCCGGCAAACCAGCUUCAGCCGCGACAGCAGCAUUUUGAUAGCCGUGUGUGACGACGCCUCGAUCUGGCGCUGGGACCGACAACGCUGAGUAGUUUUACCUGAAGACGAAGAAGAAGAAGAGGAAGAGGAGGAAGAAGAAGAAGAAGAACUUUUGGUUCCUGUUGUUUCCCAUCCUCCCGUUCAGAUCUACACUGCAAGAAAUGUCCGCUUGAACAUUUAAUCUAAGAAUACAGUAUUUCCUUUAAAAAGAAUAAAGGCAAGAUGAGAUGAUUCCUUUUGUUUUCAUUUCCUGUUUGUCUGUUGGCAGGAUGUUUAAACAUUUUAUAUCCAACAAAACAUCAGCGGGUUAUGCGAACAUUUUUGAGAAGAAAAAAAAACAGAUUGUUCCAAAUCAUAGACGUAUAUUUUAAAUUAAGUCAAAUUGAACAGCAUGUUGGUGAGAUAUUCAACCCUGUGUGCCUUCCAGAUUUCUAUGCAGUCUCAUUCAUUCAAAAUGAAUCGAUAACACAGAGACAAAGUGGAAUCAUCUCAAUCAACUGCUUUGUUUUAGGGAAAAAACACAUUUUAAUACCCAACAGAUGAAAUGACCAAAGAUGGAUUUUCUUUGCAGUGUGCCACAUUUUAUAUCCAUUCAACAAAAUAAAUGAAGUUUUUUGCCCUUUUUUUUCCCCGACGUUCCUUUGCAUUUUUUUAUUUUUUAAAACGCCCUCCCACUUUAACUGUUGUUGCAUCAUUUACAGUAAAAUCGUUUGACAUUUGAGGCUUUGAGUACACAAUAAAAUGUAUUUUGUAAAUAUA